Molecule: messenger RNA, 1278 nt
Organism: Exophiala bonariae
Lineage: Eukaryota; Fungi; Ascomycota; Eurotiomycetes; Chaetothyriales; Herpotrichiellaceae
Exons: 2
Coding region: 1-1278 (425 amino acids)
Source: RefSeq, a predicted model, not a curated record
AUGCCUUACAACACUCGUCGCAAAUCUCUCUCCCUACCAUCUCUCGGUAUCCACGUGCCUAGCUCCUCACGCAUUCACCGCCCAUCUCUAAAGUCAACGCAGGACUCGGAGUCGCUACAGUCACCUCCUUCCAAAAAAUUAAAACGCUCCCAUACCAACGAUGAGCCCCUGUCGCCAGUCUCAUCUCCUCGUUCCAAGGUUGGUUCUCCAGCACUCGAUGAGAUCGCUGCAACAACGUUUGCCAAUCAAAGACAUGCAGCCGAACAAACUCCUCCUCCCUCACCUGGAUCGAGACCUCAGUUUCGCAAAGUUGACAUCGAUGGAAUCAACGACGACAUUGUCAUUGGGGUCAUUGAGCAGCUCGAAAAGACGGGCAAUCGCCCACACCUCAUCAGAGAUCUAGCGACUAUCCUGGCCUCGACCAAUAACAGUAUUGCUCAUUCUGCUAAUCCAGCCGCCCUCCUCUCAUCCCGUCUGAGUCUAUACCUGAAACGACCAUGGACUGCUUUGUCACCAUGUCCCUUGGCCAAGGAGUUGAUACCGGUUCACCCGAGAAAGGUCUUCUUCUUCUUAACUACUCAACCACGAAUGCCCCUACCAGAAUCGUCUGAUGACAUUCUACCACCCCCUCUUAUCCCCGCCAAGAACCUCACCCCCAGCGUUUCCGAUCACAGCCAGAUCGAUGAUUUGGAAUUGGACCAAAGAGAUCGCUCUCGAAUGUCCCCUAGUCCAGAGGUAGAACUAUACUCCCCGGAACUAGACCAGGACGAUUCCAUGCAGCCUACCACACCAGGCGACCACUUUAGUGCUAGGAGCAGUCUUAACCCGGAUGGUACUCCCGAAGUCCGACGCCGGCCAAAUCGUGCUCCUAGUCCUCCACUAGAGGCUGACGAACGUGGCUUUACCGAGACUGCUACUGCUGUGCGUGCUCGUGGCAUGAGUCUUCGUAACCCAACCAUUCAAGAAUCGGUCGAAAGCGACAAACAAGUCUCAAUAGUCGAGGUCUCCGAGGAAACCCCUGAAAUGCGACAAAAGAGAGAUCGCGAGCUAGGAAUGGAACUUUUCGGUACCUCACAUUCCGGGCUACAGGCCCCAGAACAGAAACUCCUCAUCAGCAGUCCGAUGAUUCCUGCUCGACAAGACCAUCACUCAACCAUGACCAAGAUGAAUCUCACAUUAAACCUUGAUGACAUUGACAUGUUCGAGUCUGCUUGGACACUCAAAAGCCCCGAGCAGAUGGACAUUGAAGAGCUUGAGGAUUUGUUCACUGGUUUUUGA